Molecule: messenger RNA, 1227 nt
Organism: Poecilia latipinna (sailfin molly)
Lineage: Eukaryota; Metazoa; Chordata; Actinopteri; Cyprinodontiformes; Poeciliidae
Product: serotonin N-acetyltransferase-like
Exons: 4
Coding region: 100-894 (264 amino acids)
Biological process (GO): circadian rhythm; response to light stimulus
Cellular component (GO): cytoplasm
Molecular function (GO): aralkylamine N-acetyltransferase activity
Source: RefSeq, a predicted model, not a curated record
CAAUUCCUUUUAAACACAUGUAGAGGCAAACAGUUUAUUGCUUUAACUGUUCCAGUAUCUAGUUUUAGCUUUUUAAUCCAGAUCCAAGGUAUCAAGCAUAUGUCUGAUUUAGAAUCCAGGGAUUUAUUAGAGACUGGAGGCACGUGCGGAGGCAGCUCCCCUUCUUUGAGACGACCACUUUGCAUUAUCAGAUCAGACACAAAGAAGAAGAGGAAGAGGAGGAGCGGCCAGCAGAGGAGGCACAAAGCUGCUCUUUACGAGGGUAACAUGACAAAGCAGGUGAGCGGUUCGCCUUUCCUGAAGCCCUUCUUCCUGAAGACGCCCGUCAGAGUGGUCACCCCUCGGCAGCAGAGACGACACACGCUCCCCGCCAGCGAGUUCAGAAACCUCACCCCACAGGAUGCAAUCAGCGUGUUCGAAAUAGAAAGAGAAGCAUUCGUGUCCGUCUCUGGCGAGUGCCCACUCACGCUGAAUGAGGUGCUUAAUUUUCUGGGUCAGUGCCCCGAGCUGUCUCUGGGUUGGUUUGAGGAGGGGCAGUUGGUAGCCUUCAUCAUUGGCUCCGGCUGGCACAAGGAAAGGCUUUCACAGGAGGCCAUGACCCAACACGUUCCAGACACGCCUACUGUGCACAUCCACGUGCUGUCGGUGCACCGCCACUGUCGACAGCAAGGCAAGGGAUCCAUCCUGCUGUGGCGCUACCUGCAGUACCUGCGGUGCAUGCCGGGCCUCCGCAGAGCGCUGCUCAUCUGCGAGGACUUCCUGGUGCCCUUCUACCUAAAGGCCGGCUUCAAGGAGAAAGGGCCCUCGGAAAUCUCCAUAUCCAACAUGCAGUUCCAGGAGAUGGAGUACAUGCUGAACGGGCAGGUGUACGCGCGACGGAACAGCGGCUGCUAGUCGGCUGCGUUCGCUGGACUCAAUGUAACAAACCCUGUUGCACUGGUGGACUGGACUCCACACCUAACCCAACGAGAAAGGGGAGAGAGGUUUGCGUGGACAGAGUGGAGUGACAGCGGAUUCAGACAGCAAAUUGUUGCUUUUUACCGACAGACAUAACAUCAUAUUCUUCAUCAUCAGCUUUUAUCUCAAUUAAACCCACUGUAGUUCGUGGCGAGUGAGGGGGCCUAAAAAAAAAAAAAAAUAAAACUGAUUAAAUUACAACACAAUCUUUAGAAACGUCGUGUUUCAUUGUUUGAUUUUAAUAAACUACACAACAUCCAGCAGGCGUUA